This is a messenger RNA of Leucoraja erinaceus (little skate), 1514 nucleotides long. Its product is annotated as F-actin-monooxygenase mical1. The transcript is spliced from 4 exons. The record is from RefSeq and is a predicted model, not a curated record. The coding region runs from base 55 to 399 and encodes 114 amino acids. NCBI's taxonomy places the organism in Eukaryota, Metazoa, Chordata, Chondrichthyes, Rajiformes, Rajidae.
AAGGGGAUUCUGCUGUAGAAGGAAUUACGCCAUGGUGCAGGGGACCACCCACAAAUGAUGCAGUCCUGGUUCACUCUCGUACAGGACAAGAACAAGCUCUUAAACGAGGAGUCCGAGCUGAUGAUCAGUGCCCGUGAACUGGAACUGCAGGAUCAGAAGAGCAGACUGGAGCAGGAGCUGAGAAGGUACAUGGACAUGGAUGCGUCUCUGAAGACCAAGGAGGACAAACUUGAAGAGGAGAGGAUUUUCCAGGAGAUGAUCGAGGUGGUGAAGAUGAGGGACAGGCUGGUCACGGUCCUGGAACAGCAGAGGCUACAGGAGAUGGAGCAACAUGCCGUCCUGGUGCCCGGAGCUGCCGCCAAAGAUCUCUCCACCUCUGCCUCCAUCACCUGGACCUGAUGAUAAUGCACUUUAACCUCAAGUGGUGCCAGAUUAUUCAAAGCGAGCAAUGUUCCAAGACAAGGCCUUACAGAGACUCUCAUGAAAGUUCACCUCUGCUUCGAUAAUCUUUCAAAUAAAUUUAACGCAACAUAUUUGAGAAGCUAAUUUUUGGAACAUAUAAUCUGCCCUUUAAUUUAAAGUCAGAAUUGUUUUCUCUGCACCGACUGAACAGUUGUCAGUUGUGGGAUCAUCAGCGUUGGCUCCGAGCCGCUCUCCACCACUCACUGUUGCCGCUGUAGUAUGGAGUCACGGGAUCCCAAACUCAAGAAGAUGGACCCUGACGCUCUUAGGUUUACUGCAGAUAUUUUUAUUAUUGUACUAGACCAAGUGCAGACCCGUUGGGUCUGCUCCCCCAAUGGUGUGAUCCCCCAACCCAAUAUUCCACCAUGCACCCGUCUCCUCCAACGGAACUGAGCCGGUUCCCAAAUGUAAGAUUCCAGCACUCCCCUGCCUCCCUCAGCAGUGGAUUUAAAAAUAAUUCCAAUUGCACCUCCCCUGCCUGCUGCAGCAGUUCUAAUUGCAAUACCAAUUGGCCCUCCCCCUCCUGUUGAAGCACUUGCUGUGAUAUCCCAUUGAGGUGAAAAGUUCAGAGUGUUCCUGUCUUGCAACUUUGUUUUGAAGUGUGUUGGAAGCUGAUAGGAAGGAGCAGCCGUCAACGAAUCAAAAGGCAGAAAGGCAGCCGGACGCCGGACGGCAGGCGGCAGCCACACAGUUUUAAUAUAUGAUAGAUAGAUAGAUAGAUAGAUAGAUAGAUAGAUAGAUAGAUAGAUAGAUAGAUAGAUAGAUAGAUAGAUAGAUAGAUAGAUAGAUAGAUAGAUAGAUAGAUAGAUAGAUAGAUCGAUAUACAUCAUGCUAGAGGCAGCGUGUUAUGCUGAAUGUGGCCCACCCACCUUGCCAGCUAUGCUGUGACCCUGUUCACACAAUGCUUGGAUCUGAACCUAUAGAGAGAGGUUGAGCAGGCAAGGUCAGUCUAUUGUGUUUAAGAAGGAACUGCAGAUGCUGGAAAAUCGAAGGUCCACAAAAAUGCUGGAGAAGCUCAGCGGGUGCAGCAGCAUCUAUGGAGCGAAGGAAAU